AUGCAGGCAUCUCCAUCAGAAUACAGCAGCCGCUCUGACGACGAGAGUGAGGCAACGUACGCCUCGUCCGUUACUGCGAUUUCGAGUCGCUACCUGACCGCGGAUCACAAGGACAGACCGGUCCUUCGCUAUGUCUCUGAUUCUAACCUUACAGCGUCUUUUGCUCUUCAACGUGGCGAUUUGGUCCACCUUCCACAGCAACAACGGAGUCCGCGACGACAGCUGAUCAUCGAACCGUCCACGUAUUCGACUGCACAUUCGGCAAGAGCAGUGCAAUCAGCAGCGGUGACGAGCGCGGGGAGCUACUUGGAGAUGUUCCCAAUGCCCAGCCCACGCGCUGCGGAUGCGGUUCUGCGCAAAGUCGACCGGCUACCCAAGAGCUUAACGCCGGAAUUGGAAGAGCUAGAGGUGACACGGGAGGGCGAUGCCUUGGAGGCUGCGUGGGACGACGAGAGCUGCAUCGAUGGGUUCACGCCUCGCAUGGAUCCCCGCGAUCGUUUUGUCGAGCAUUCGUCCGAGGCAGAUCAGGCCAGCGCCCUGGAGGAUCGGUUCGAAGUGGACGCAUUGCGCAGACAGGUCGAGCAGUUGCAGAUGGCAUUACAGCUGCAAAGCCAGCAGCUAGCCAGGGCAGAAUCAGAAAAGAUGCAGGUACAUCUUCGCCCCAGGAGGCUUAGUCAACGUACACAGCAGGCGGCGUACUUGCAUCAGGGUCCUCCGUCACCGCCUCCGACUGGCCCGCCGCCGCGACCUCAACAGUCGCCCGCGAGAGCAAAGCAAGCUGCACCGCAGCCUGUAUCCAUGCACGGAACGCUGCUCGGUGCACGAUCCGCGACAGGUGUCGUUGCUCCCAUGCCGUACCCUUCGCUGCAGUAUGUUCACGAUGCUGCCCCGCACAGGGGCUACUACGAGCGUGCCACCACGGCGUUCACCGCCCACCAUCCAUUUGUGGAUCGACACGAAGCGGAGACGUCGCACCCGGUCUCGCCGUCGCCCUCCACAAAUCCAACACUGGUUGACGUGGACAAACUCGACCACCUCAACCGCAAAGUCGCCGAGCUCGAACAGCUCAUCGGUGCCCUCAACGUCAAUGUUGCCACCGGUCCUACUCCUACACGCACAACCCCUCCACCCUCUCAACCCCACGCGGUCAACACGCGCCCCUCUUCGCGUGCCACCAGCACCCCCGACAGCGCCGCCUUCCAGUACAACACCACCCACCCGCCCACGCUCACAUCAUCGUCAUCGGCCUCCAUCCGAUCGUCGUCUUCUAGCUUCCCCACUCCCAAGGAGAGGAAGAGUGGCAAGUUAGCCGCCAAGCUAGGCCUGAAACGGCCGACGACGAGCGGGGCGAUUGGGGGGAACGGCAGUACGUUGAGCUUAGCCUCCGAGACAACGAGUGCACGGGUCAGUUGGAGCCGGAAGAGGACGGAGAGAGUGGUGCAGCCCAAGGUCAAGGUCCGACAAGGCCCAGGCCGCGGGAGGAUGGUCAUUCGCGAAACCGCAGCUUAG
Molecule: messenger RNA, 1509 nt
Organism: Sporisorium graminicola
Lineage: Eukaryota; Fungi; Basidiomycota; Ustilaginomycetes; Ustilaginales; Ustilaginaceae
Exons: 1
Coding region: 1-1509 (502 amino acids)
Source: RefSeq, a predicted model, not a curated record